CCGUCCCGCAGCCGAGCAGCACCGGCCCCUCCGCCGCCACCGGCCCGGCUCGGCCCCAUCGGCCCCGGUCCCGCCCGGUCCGGCCCGGCUCAGCCCGGAGCCCCUCGGUGCCUCCCGGUGCGUCCCGGUGGCUCCCGGUGCUUCCCGGUACUGCCCGGAGGGAGCCGCCGAGGCUGUGCCCGGUUGUCCCGGCGCUGUCCCGGGGCUGUCCCGGCGGUGCCGGUGGGGCCCGCUCCGGUCCGGAUGGUGCUGCCCGGGCCCCGAGCCGCGCCGUGAGCCCGGAGCGCUCCGCAUGGAGCCCCGCGGGAUGCCCGGGGCGCCCGUGCUCCUGCUCGGCUUCCUGCUCGCCGUGACCGGCGGUGGCCGCGUGGAGGUGCCGCGCAGCGUCACGGCGGUGCUGGGCCAGGACGUGGUGCUGCCGUGCCGGUACCGGGCGCAGGAGCAGGAGCAGGUGGUGCAGGUGACGUGGCUGAAGCGCGGCGGUGGCAGCGGCGGUGGCGCGGCCGAGGUGGCCGUGCUGAACCCGCAGCACGGCGAGCACGUGCAGGAGCCCUUCGUGGGCCGCGUCCUGCGCCACGGGCACGGCGACCUCGGCGACGGCGCCAUCGUCCUGCGCAACGCCGUGCAGGGCGACGAGGGCGACUACGAGUGCCACCUGAUCACCUUCCCCAUGGGCAACUUCGAGGGGCGCCUCACGCUCAGGGUGCUCGUGCCACCGCUGCCCAUCCUGAACCCGGGCCCGCCGCUCGAGGAGGGCCAGGGCCGGACGCUGGCGGCCUCGUGCACGGCCGAGGGCAGCCCGGUGCCCUCGGUGCGCUGGGAGACCGAGGUGCGCGGCACCAACGCCACGCGGCGCUCGGCCCACGCGCGCUCCGCCUCCGUCACCAGCGAGUUCUUCCUGGUGCCCGGGCGCAGCAUGAACGGCAAGAGCCUCACCUGCGUGGUGGCGCACCCCGGCCUGCGCCACGAGAAGAGGAUCACGCACACGCUCAGCGUCGCCUACCUGUCGGAUGCGUCGGUGCUGGGCCACACGGCCGAGUGGCAGGAGGGGAUGGAGGGGGCGGCGCUGACCUGCCUGGGGGACGGCAACCCCCCCCCGACCUACAACUGGACACGGGUGGACGCGCAGCUGCCCGCGGGUGUCAGGGUCAAGGGGGACAUGCUGCUGUUCCAGCGGCCGCUGGCCGUGGCCGAUGCUGGUGACUACGUGUGCCGAGUGUCCAACCGUGUGGCCACCAAGGAGGCCCGGGCCAACGUCAGCAUCCGGGGACGCGCCACAGAGGACACGGUGCGCCGCGUGGACCUGGUGUCGGCCUCGGUGGUGGUGGUCGGGGUCAUCGCCGCCGUCCUGCUCUGCGUCCUCGUCAUCGUCGUGGUGGUCAUGACCCUGUACCACAAACGCAAGACGCAGCGCAUCUCCGAGAAGUACGAGGAGGAGCUGACGCUGACCCGGGAAAAUUCCAUCCGGAGGCUCCACUCCAGCCACAGCAGCGACCCCCGGGCACAGCUGGAGGAGACGCUGCAGCUGCGGACGGAGAGUCGCCAGGGCAGCCUGCGAGGGGACAGCCUGAGGGGGGACAGCCUGCGUGGCACCAGCAUCUGCUCCGCCAUGAGCGAGGAGCCCGAGGGCCGCAGCUACUCCACGCUCUCCACGGUGCGGGAGAUCGAGACGCAGACCGACGUCCCCGUGGUUGUCCCCGCUGUCCCCGCGGUGCCACCACUGCCAGCGCCCGGCGGGAAGGAGCCCAAGGAGGAGGAGGAGGAGGGUGGGGGCGGCGGGGGGGACCCCAUCAAGGCGGCCAUGACGCACUUUGUGCAGGAGAACGGGAUGCUGCAGGCCAAGCCCAGCUCCAACGGCAUCUACAUCAACGGCCGCGGCCACCUGGUGUGAGCCGGGCCCGGGGGGGACACCUGGGGACAUCUGGGGCACAGCCAGCCCCCUCUGUGCCCGCCCGGCUCUGUCCCCUCUGCUCCGGUCCCCGGGUGUCACCUCCCUGCUGGUGUGGGGACAAGGAUGGACUCUGGCCCCCAAGUGUCACCUCCCUGCUGGUGUGGGGACAAGGACAGUGCCCCAGAACUGUCACCUCCCUGCUGGUGUGGGGACAAGGAUGGACUCUGGCCCCCAAGUGUCACCUCCCUGCUGGUGUGGGGACAAGGACAGUGCCCCAGAACUGUCACCUCCCUGCUGGUGUGGGGUCAAGGACAGUGCCCCAGGACUGUGUCACCUCCCUGCUGGUGUGGGGACAAGGAUGGACUCUGGUCCCCAAGUGUCACCUCCCUGCUGCUGUGGGGCUGGGGACAAGGACAGUGCCCCAGAACUGGCUGCCGUCCCCGGGUGUCACCUCCCUGCUGGCACAUGGAGCUGGGGACACCACCAAGCCCCAGGACAUUCUCUGGUCCCCAAGUGCCACCACCUCCCUGCUUCAGAGAUGGACUCUGGUCCCCAAGUGCCACCUCCCUGCGGUCACAGCCUUGGGACACCACCAAGCCCAGGACAAGCUCCUGUCCCCAGGUGCCACCCAGCCAUGGGAACACUCGUGGUGACACCAGGGACCCCCGGACCGAGUGGGGCAGGAGCCCCCGUGUCCCCCCAAAGCCCCCCGGGGUGGUGGCACGGGGACAGCCGUGUCCCCUCCCCCAUGGUGUGGUGGCACUGGGGACAGCCGUGUCCCCUCCCCCGGGUGGGGGAGGGGCUGUACAGCCGUGUAUAGACCCUGUAAAUAAAGAACCCGCGGG
Camarhynchus parvulus is the source of this 2736-nucleotide messenger RNA. It is a transcript of the gene NECTIN4, whose product is annotated as nectin cell adhesion molecule 4. Gene Ontology annotation, cellular component: adherens junction. The transcript is spliced from 9 exons. The record is from RefSeq and is a predicted model, not a curated record. The coding region runs from base 293 to 1891 and encodes 532 amino acids. NCBI's taxonomy places the organism in Eukaryota, Metazoa, Chordata, Aves, Passeriformes, Thraupidae. Gene Ontology annotation, biological process: heterophilic cell-cell adhesion; homophilic cell-cell adhesion.